ACAAAAACCAGUCGUUACAUUAUUCAGGUAGUGACAGCAAUAUAACCUACACAAAACCACUGAUCCGAGAUCACAGAUACCUCCCUCCCGUCACUCCAAAAUUUCUCCAGUUUAGGGUUCUUAUUCUAAUCUCCCCAACAAUGUGGAGAUGUAUAACUGCAUUAACAACCGUAUUUGUAACAUUAGUGUUAGUCAAAGGAACGAGGUUCGAGAUCAAAACAGGCACCACUAAAUGCAUAACCGAUGAUAUUCAAUCCAAUUCCUUAUCCGUUGGAAAAUACACUAUCAUCAAUCCUCAUCAAGACUAUCCUCUACCUGAUUCUCAUCGCAUCAAUCUCAGGAUAACCUCGCCACACGGGAGCAAUUGUCACUAUGCAGAUAAAAGAGAAUCUGGUACUUUUGCAUUCACUGCUUAUGAGGAUGGGGAUUAUAUGGCAUGUUUCUGGGUUGCGAAACACAAUCCGUCUGCAACACUGACUAUCGAGUUUGAUUGGAGAUCUGGUCUGGCUGCAAAGGAUUGGUCUAAAGUAGCUAAAAGAGGACAACUUGAGAUGAUGGAAGUUGACUUGAAGAAACUAUCUGAUACCAUUGCUAUCAUCCAUGAUGAAAUGUACUAUCUUCGCGAGAGGGAGGAAUCAAUGCAAAUUCUAAUUAGAUCAACCAAUGCGAAGAUGGCGACGUUUAGUUUCUUCUCGCUCCUCGUUUGCUUAGUAGUGGUUUCUAUCCAACUCUGGCAUUUGAAGACCUUCUUCGAGAAGAAGAAGGUUAUCUAGUGUUGUAGCUUUUUUUUCCCUGAUCGAAUCUAUUACCUUCAUUUUUUUAA
Messenger RNA from Helianthus annuus (common sunflower), 823 nucleotides. Its product is annotated as transmembrane emp24 domain-containing protein p24delta9. The transcript has 4 exons. NCBI's taxonomy places the organism in Eukaryota, Viridiplantae, Streptophyta, Magnoliopsida, Asterales, Asteraceae. The coding region runs from base 141 to 773 and encodes 210 amino acids. The record is from RefSeq and is a predicted model, not a curated record. Gene Ontology annotation, biological process: endoplasmic reticulum to Golgi vesicle-mediated transport; intracellular protein transport; Golgi organization. Gene Ontology annotation, cellular component: endoplasmic reticulum-Golgi intermediate compartment; endoplasmic reticulum; COPII-coated ER to Golgi transport vesicle.